GCUACUCAGUGAGAAAUUCCCGUCUUGGACAUUUAAAAAUGGAAGAAGAUACAGAUUAUAGAAUCAGGUUUAGUUCUUUGUGUUACAUUAAUGAUCAUAUUGGAUUUUGUGGCACUAUAAAAAGCUCACCAAGUGACUUUGUGGUUAUUGAGAUUGAUGAACAAGGACAGUUAGUUAAUAAAGCCAUUGAUGAGCCUAUUUACAAAAUUAGUAAAAUACUACCUGAAUCAAAUAAUCUUGCCAAAAACGUAAAAAUAGAUCUUCAGAAUUUUCCCUUUGAAGAUGGAAGUAACCAAGAACUUAAUCCUUUGAUUAGAUUCUCCAAUGAUGACCAAAACCAUCAUUCUGGUACAGAAAAUGAAGAGACUAUCAAUGAAAGACCUUCCAAAUGUGAAAAAGAAAAAGCUGAUGUAUUGGGUUCCUUGUUAGAUGAAGAAACUAAUGAAUUAUUGAAUCUAUUUGCUUGUGAAAUAAAAGAUAAGUGGAAUUCUGAAAAUGAGCUAAUUGGACCAUCAUCUCCUGAACUGUCAUUAGGCAGAAUCCUAGAGAAAAACCAGAGGGCUAUUUUACAUAGUGCUGUUAGGCAGAAAUUUCCUUUCUUAAUAACUAUAGGAAAAAAUAGUGAAAUUGUUGUAAAACCAAAUCUUGAGUAUAAAGAACUCUGUCACCUGGUAUCUGAAGAAGAAGCAUGUGAAUUUUUUAAAUAUUUAGAUGCAAAGAAAGAAAAUUCCAAAUUUACCUUUAAACCUGAUACAAAUAAAGACCACAGAAAAGCUGUCCACCAUUUUGUUAACAAAAAGUUUGGAAACCUUGUGGAAACUAAAUCCUUUUCUGAGCUGAAUUACAAUGCUGGUAAUCCAAAUGUAGUGAUAACAGUAAGAUUUCGGGAUAAAGCACAUAAGCACAGGAAAAGGUCUCUUCUUGAAUGCCAGGAAAGGAAAGUAAUAUAUACAGCUUUUACCCUACAAAAGGAAAAUUUGGAAAUGUAUGAAGCAGUUGGGUUUUUAGCUAAUAAACUUGGUGUGAUUCCUUCGGAUUUUAGUUAUGCAGGCCUUAAAGACAAGAAAGCCAUCACCUAUCAAACAAUGGUUGUUAGAAAAGUGACUCCAGAGAGGUUGAAAAAUAUUGGAAAAGAAAUUGAAAAGAAAAGAAUGAAUGUGUUUAAUAUUCGUUCUGUAGAUGAUUCCCUUAGACUUGGUCAGCUCAAAGGAAAUCACUUUGAUAUCAUCAUCAGAAAUUUAAAAAAACAAAUAAAUGAUUCUGCAGAUCUGAAAGAGAGGAUUUCAGAGGCAAUACAAAAUGUUAAGGAUAAAGGCUUUGUGAAUUACUAUGGACCGCAGAGAUUUGGGAAGGGAACAAAAGUACACACAGACCAAAUUGGAUUGGCUUUGCUGAAGAGUGAAAUGGUGAGGGCUGUAAAAUUAUUUCUUACACCAGAAGACUUGGAUGAUCCUGUAAAUAGAGCAAAGAAAUAUUUUCUUCAAACUGAGGAUGCUAAAGUCACACUUUCAAUGAUGCCUGAAUUCAAAGUUCGAGAAAAAGCAUUGUUGGAGUCAUUGCAUCGCUUUGGCAUGACCGAGGAAGGUUGCAUCCGGGCGUGGUUCUCAUUUCCCCAUUCUAUGCGCAUAUUCUACGUUCAUGCAUAUAGCAGCAAAAUUUGGAAUGAGGCAGUGUCUUAUAGACUUGCAACCUAUGGAUCAAGAGUAGUGGAGGGUGAUUUGGUCUGUUUGGAUGAAGAUAUUGAUGAUGAGCUUUUACCAAAUAGUAAAGUUCACCUAGUAACUGAAGAAGAGGAAUCAACUAAUGCAUAUGUAAUACAUCAGGUGGUUCUUCCAGUACUUGGGUACAAUAUUCAGUACCCAAAGAACAAAGUAGGACACUGGUACCGUGAAAUACUUAGCAGAGAUGGACUACAGACAUGUAGGUUUAAAGUACCCACUCUGAAACUGAAUGUUCCAGGAUGCUAUAGACAGAUUUUGAAAUAUCCCCAUAAUUUCUCAUACCAACUAAUGGAAGAACGUGAUAUUGAUGUCAAAACAGAAGGUUCCCAUAUUGGUGAAACUUUAUCUCUUUUGAUCUCUUUUGAUCUUGAUACUUCAUGUUAUGCUACAGUUUGUCUGAGGGAAAUAAUGAAGCACGAUGUUUGAAACUGAUACCCUUUAUAUAAUUGUAUAUAUGUCACUCUUUGAAGGAAAGGGAGCUAAAAUUUCUUGAGCUAUUACUAGUUCCAUGUACUAGGAACCUUGAAAUUGUUAUCUCCUUUAAUUCUCACAGCAUCCUGAAGAAGGAGGAAUUUGAUGCUGUAAUGUUCCAGAGGACAUACAGCUAGUAAGUCGCAGGGUCUGAAUUUAAACUCAGACUGGUCUAACUUCAAAGUCUAUAUUCUAUUAUAUCAUGCUCCAGUGGCUUUUAACUCUGUAUUAUAAAAGUUACAGUCUUUUUCAACUAUUAGAAACUUAUAAUAUCCAAGAUAACAUUUACAAAAAAGAAUUAUGAAGUAAUAUUUAUGUCCUCUGACUUCUUGCUUAGAAUAUAGGUGAAAUUAGGUUGCAGUGAAAAUGUUUGAUUGAUUGGAGAGUAAGAGAGGUGUGAAGUAUCUUGCUAUUGAUAUUGUCAUUCUUUGCUAUUUUCAUAUUUUCAGUCAGAACAAUAUACAAGGGAAAUACCUCCUCCUAUUAAUGAUAGCUACCCCAGGGGUAGCUCCCUUAAGAGACAAAUAAUCUUCAAUGAAGAUUGAAAUCAAAUUUUUCAUUUAAUUUCUGUAUCUUGAAAUACAUUGGCUGGCCAUCUUGACCUUUAUUUUUCUCUAUUGUCUAAAAGACAGAUUUUAGAGUCAGACAGAUCUAGGAUCAGACUCUUAGCUCUGAUACUUACUUGUGACUGGUAUAUUACUGAUUUCUUUCUGAGGCUCAUUUGUAGAAUCAAGAAAAUACCAACCUUAUAGCAACAAAUAAUAGGAUUUUUAACCUUUAAUGUUGCUAGAGGAAGAAAACAUUCUUCCUAUUUGAAAAUUUGAAUUUGAUUUGGCUUAACUAUCCCACAUUAUAAAGCACCCUUAACUGUUUUAUAUUGGUUGAAUUUGGGGGGAAAUGUUAUUAAUUGGGAAAAUCUGAGUAUUCUUUCACUGCUGGUAGCAUUAUUUAAUGAUGAAACAAAAGCAAUGUAGAGUAUUGCAUAUCAGUAACCUGGGAUUUUUAUAUAUUUAAGUCACUCAAAUCCUUCUAGGGACAAUUAGCAUAAAGAAAUAAAAUUUAAAAGAAGGAAAAAGUGAUAUGAUAUGCAAAUUUUACUUACUGUAGCAUUUUAAAAUAUAUAGUUCAAGAAAUUAUAAAUAAUUUCAAAGUCCAGUAUUAGAUAACUGAAGUAAGUAAAUUGUGAUUUAUCAACUUGAUAGCAAAGCAUGUAGUUAUUAAAAAUGGUGAUGAAGAUUUUAUUAGUUAUGUAAGAAAAUAUUGCCCCCAACUCCAAAAGCAGAAAAUGUAUAUAUUAUGACUGCAAUAUAUACAGUGAGUGCAGCUUUUUCAAAUGAGAGGCAACUCAGCAUAAUGUUUAAAAGCAUAGAUAUUAAAUAUAAACUCCCUCAGUUUGAAUCCUGGCUCUGCCACUUACAACUCUGUGGUCUUAGAUAACUUAUUUAAGUUUUGUGUGUCUCAGAUUAAACAUCCAUAAAAUGGGGAUCUUAAUAUUACCUAAAUCACAGAAUUAUCAUGAGGAUUUGAUGAGUUAAUGUAUGUAAAGCAUUAGAAAAGUGCCUGACAGUUUUUGUAAAUAGUGUUUGCAGAUAGCAAGUUUGGAAGGGAACAGAAAAAAAUGAAAAAUGUCAUUUGUUAAGGUGAUAGAGAAUUAAGAUUUUUUUAAAUAUUAAAAAGUUUCUUUCCUGUCAUUAUACAUUUUAACAAUAAAUAAAUCUCAAGACACAAAAAUCAGAGCUUGUGGUAUUACCGAUUUUUAAAAAUUAUUUUCAUAGAUUUAAUGUUUAUUGAUAAUUAGAUACUGUAUGAAAUAAUAAAAAUUUUUAGAAAAAGUUUUAACUUUUUUAUGAUAAAUCAUAUCCUGUAAAUGUAAUUAGGAAAUGUUACAUGAAGUACUAAAAACUGGCUUUCUUGUUAAUGUUGAGUAGCAGUUAGAAAAUAUGGAAACAUUAAAAUGUGUUAUCAUUGAUAUUUUUCAUUGCCUGCAGAUGGCACCAUAGUUCCAGAUAUCAUUCAUACAUACACAUUUAUAUGUUUAGUAAAUACUUUGACCAUGUAUAAAGAAAGGAUCGUUGAAGUCUUUCAAGUCACAAUAUAAUAUAUUCAGAUAUUGUUCAUGUGGAAAAUUAUUUUAUUUACCAAUAAUUUUUUUUUUAAGUUUAUGGACUUGAAUAUGCUUUGUACCAGCUGAGGGCCAGUCACUGCAGUUUUUUGCAGUUUUUCUGGGGCAUGUCAAGGGUUCAGAAGUGUGAUCUUUAGAAUAGUGUUAAUAGUCAAGUUUGCAUUUGAAACUGAGCAAUAGUGCCUCAGGAUCAGGCACUAUUAAUUAAUUAAUAAGCAUUUUUAUUAAGAUAAAAACACCUGGAGUUUUUUGUGAUUUGUAAUAAACUGAAAGUCAUGUGUAAUUCUUGAUCCAGCUACCACUUAUUGUCACUUCCACUUCUCUCAUUUUAAUACACACACACACCUUGUAGGUAGGUAGUAUUUUCCCCUUUUUUGCAGAUGAGAAAAAUACCAGAAAAAUUUACUGUCCUAUCCAAGGUCAAAUGUAUAGUUUGUGGUU
Molecule: messenger RNA, 4755 nt
Organism: Choloepus didactylus (southern two-toed sloth)
Lineage: Eukaryota; Metazoa; Chordata; Mammalia; Pilosa; Megalonychidae
Gene: PUS7L
Product: pseudouridine synthase 7 like
Exons: 9
Coding region: 39-2147 (702 amino acids)
Biological process (GO): pseudouridine synthesis
Cellular component (GO): nucleus
Molecular function (GO): RNA binding; pseudouridine synthase activity
Source: RefSeq, a predicted model, not a curated record